AUGACCCAGUUUCUCCGCACCCUGGCCAACCCUUCAGUGUUCUGGUUCCUUCUGCUGCUCUACACUCAUCAUUGCCACCCCCCACCACCCCAAAAAAGUGAACUGAACCAGAGAAGGAGCACAAGACAAAAGUCCUGCUUGUGCCAUCCUUCAGUUCCCUGGGAACAAACCAAACAAGUGAAUAUACAUAUUACAUUGGAAUGUGAGUUACAGUGGAGUGGGCAUUCCGUUCUCAGUUAUGCCAUUUUAUCGCUCUGCCAGCGAGACUCUGUCAAGCCCCGUGAGUUACUGAGUGAAUCCUGCCUGGUGCAGGAAAAUCAGAAUCCACCACUCAGAAAGUAA
Rangifer tarandus platyrhynchus (Svalbard reindeer) is the source of this 342-nucleotide messenger RNA. The record is from the annotation of a GenBank genome assembly. NCBI's taxonomy places the organism in Eukaryota, Metazoa, Chordata, Mammalia, Artiodactyla, Cervidae.